AUGACCCUUAAGUGGCUCGAGGGACGCCUCGUGGAUGCUGAGUGGGACCGUGCAACAAAGAAUUCGUCGCUCCCUGCUAAUGGUGCUUAUGUCGUUCAACCUGGACCCUCCAAGCCUCAUUCCAGCACCUCUACCACUUCCUGCCGCUAUUGCAAGGCUGCUGGUCACGCCAUCACCACUUGCCCUCAACUCGAAAAGAAGAUGCCCAGGCAGCAACUACAGCAACAGCACCAAUUGCCGUACCUGCCGCAGUCUACAUACCAGCCAGAGUCGCAACCGUACCAGCCCCAACAGCCACAGCAGAUGCCGUUCCGUUCCCUCUCUCAAAGCUCGCCCAACAAGGCAGCUGCACACACCGCCCUCCCACCUCUGGCAUAUCCUGCCCACCUGGCCCAGCCUCUCCUUCCCUCUCCUACCUCUGACAUUACCUCACCAGCACUCGCGGCUUCUCAUUUGUCAUCCACGCCACUAUCAUCUUCGAUUGAUUCUCGCUAUGCCGAUGUCGCCGCCGCGCACUUACUCCCUACCUCUUGGCUGCCGUCCCUCCCAUCGCUACUACUCCUCAUCUCCUUUCUCCUCUGCCUUUUCUCCAUCCUGCUCCAGCGGCCUCUCGCCUCCGUCCUCACCAGCUCUCCUUCUUGCUCCUCCUGGCUCCUUGACUCCGGCACAUCCUCGCAUCUCUGCAAUGAUCCUCAUCUAUUUUCCUCCCUCCGUCAACCCAUUCCUGGUAGUGGCGUUCGGUUUGGUGGUGGGGAGCAGUACCCUGCCCACGGCAUUGGGGACAUUCUUGUCUACGCGUGUCACAACAACCAUACCCAUCCUAUCACCCUGAAGGAUGUCCUAUACAUUCCUCAGACUGUUCAUAAUAUCAUCUCUGUUCGUAAGCUGAAAGACGAAGGACUCACUACCCACUUCCCUCUUCAUGCUCCUGCCCAAGUGUUCCGAGGCUCCACGGUUCUUGCUGUCGCCCAUGAGCACAUGAAGCUGUUCUUCGUUUCUCUCAGCCCUGCCUCAUCUUCGCAGCCGGCCACGGUCUCAACUGCAUCAGCACCUCCUCCUCUUGAUCCCGCAUCCUGCUCUGCAGCUUCAUCUCUUCUUUGGCAUCGGCGAUUCGGACAUCUCAACGGACACAGCUUGCAGCAGCUUCAUUCCAAACAGAUGGUCAGCGGCAUCAGCCUCAACGGUCAGCGGCCGGACGUCACCCAUUUUUGCGUGUUUGGAUGCCCUGUCUCCGUGCUUCUACCUACUCUUUAUCGAGAAUACAAGUUACAUGACCGCAGUGCUCACGACAUCUUCCUCGGCCAUGGUCUCCUUGAUGGUUACAAAUCAUAUCGCGCUUAUAUCCCCUCCAUCCGCCGGGUUGUCUACUCUCGGGAUGUCACAUUCUUUGAAACCUCCCCCUCAACUCCCCCUCACCUGCCACCGCCUCUACCAUCACCCCCUAUUCCCGCACCUGUCACUUUGUCACUUCACCCGCCUUCCCAACCUACCUCCUCACCAGACCCUAUCAAUCCUCCUCCGCUGCCUGCUACACACGCAAAAACCUCUCCCUCUGCUACUCCGUCUGCACCUCUCUUUCCCACACUCCCCACCCCUCCCUUUCAGCCUUUCACCCUUCCCACUUCCCUUCAGAAGCCAGCCUCCACACCCACUUCCUCACCUCUUCUAUUUCCUCCUCUUCCAACCCCGACUGCCCAAGACCUUCAGCUCAACUUCUCUGACCCCUCUGUUAACACCAUCCUUGACGAAGAUCGCGACUCAGCCCAUUUUUUAGAUGACUUUGCCUACAUUGCUCUUCAUUCCCACUACGAGCCACCUACAAUUACUGCUGCCCGCUCUUGCCCCGCUGCUCCCCAAUGGCUUGCUGCUGCUGACGCUGAAAUUAUUGCACUCCUAGCCAACCGCACUUACAGCGUUGUGCCCAAACCGCUGGACUGCACUCUUCUCCUUUGCAAAUGGGUUUUCAAGGUCAAAGAGAACCCGCAUGGGUCCAUCAAGCGCUAUUAA
Molecule: messenger RNA, 2007 nt
Organism: Closterium sp. NIES-65
Lineage: Eukaryota; Viridiplantae; Streptophyta; Zygnematophyceae; Desmidiales; Closteriaceae
Source: the annotation of a GenBank genome assembly